Messenger RNA from Uloborus diversus, 850 nucleotides. RefSeq names its product intraflagellar transport protein 43 homolog. Lineage: Eukaryota; Metazoa; Arthropoda; Arachnida; Araneae; Uloboridae. Gene Ontology annotation, biological process: intraciliary retrograde transport. The transcript is spliced from 9 exons. Bases 59 to 721 code for a protein of 220 amino acids. Gene Ontology annotation, cellular component: cilium; intraciliary transport particle A. The record is from RefSeq and is a predicted model, not a curated record.
AGUUGCUAUAGUAACAAAGAACCAAAGAACGUACUAAAAACUUCAACAAAACUUCAAAAUGUUGUUUUCUCUGAAAAGCCGAAAAAAAGAAGAUAAAAAACAUGAAGAAAAGAAUAAAAAACAGGAAGAUGAGAGAAGCUCUUCUAAAAUAGACGAUUUUGAUUUAGGGUCCGACAAAGAUAGUCCUGUUAGAAAGCUUUCUGAAACAUUGGGCCCUCAAGCUCCUCCUCGUGCAAGAAAAACUGCUGGCUGGGCUGAUGACAUCUCAUCUAAAAGAAAUUGGUUGCGAAGAGGAUCUAAAAAUGUCUCUAGAGAAACUUUCGAGUCAUUGCCUAAGGAAAUGUUUGUGGAAGCAACUGCUUCAGACUCAACAAAUGAAAUUCCACUGAUACCUACUUUGGAUGACUUGAAGGAUGAAGAACUUUCUGCUGAUGUUGCCAAAGCACCAAGUGUUGCUGUCAGUAAAAUUGCAACAUUUCAAGAAUUAAACAGCGACUUAACAAAACAUGCUGCUUUUCAAUCUUUGGACGGGGUAGACUUAACACUACUUACAAAGAGAUUGCUGCCAGAACAUGUGCUAAAGAAGGAGGAAAAUUGCCCUUGGGUAUGGAAUACAUUAUUUGCAGAUAUUUCAUCUCAGAUGAAUGCUGUAAUGUGUACUGAAGACAAAAACUCUAGUGAUAUUGACAAAUUAAGUGAAGUGGUCGAAAAAAUGUUUUAACUUUCUUUUAUGGCUCGCAUCUCAUGAUUUUUGUUUUGUGCAUCUUUUUCUCAUGCAUAUGGUCAAUUCUCUAGAAAAGUGUAAUUUCUUGUCCCAGGCUCAUAGCAACCUUAGAAAUGUGUUUUUCAU